Dermatophagoides pteronyssinus (European house dust mite) is the source of this 2566-nucleotide messenger RNA. RefSeq names its product transferrin 2 (gene Tsf2). The record is from RefSeq and is a predicted model, not a curated record. Gene Ontology annotation, biological process: iron ion transport. Gene Ontology annotation, cellular component: recycling endosome; extracellular region; early endosome. Lineage: Eukaryota; Metazoa; Arthropoda; Arachnida; Sarcoptiformes; Pyroglyphidae.
CCCAUUUUAUACAAUGUAGAUAAAUUCAAACGAAUAAAACCUGAAUAUUGGAAAAAAGGUAAAGAAAAAAAGAAUCAAGCCAGGUAUAUGAGUGUGACAAGGUGAGAGAAACAUAGAGAGCUGCCAAUAUUCAUGAGUCAUAAACAAUGCUAAAAAAUAUUUUCUUAAAUUCUUAUUUGAUUAUGGUGAUAAUGUUCUUAUGAUCAAUGAAAAAUAAAAAAUGUCGCCAAAUCAAUCAAUAAUAAUCAAUUUCCUAUUAUUAAUCCUGGUCAUUAUUCAGCAAUCAGUAUCAUCACAAAAACAAACAUUAAAAUAUUGUACAAUUAAUCAAAAUGAAUUGAAUAAAUGUCGUGAUUGGUCAACAUCAGUGGAUAAUGAUUAUCGUUUUCAAUUUCAUUUAGAAUGUAUUGAAGCUGAUAAUAAAGAUCAUUGUAUGCAAUUGAUUGAAAUACAAAAAGCACAUUUAGUUAGUGCUGAACCGGGUGAAAUUUAUAUCGCUGGACGAUAUCAUAGUUUAGUACCGAUUGUUUAUGAACAAUAUGGUUCUGGUGGUGGUUCAUCAACAAAUCAAUCGAAUACCGGUUAUUAUGCUGUUGCUGUUGUAAAAGCAAAUUCCUAUACAUACAUUCAAGAACCAAAAGAUUUACGAAAUAAAAAUGCAUGUUUUAGUGGUGUUGGACAAUUAGCCGGUUGGAUAUUACCAAUUUUACGUUUAUUAGAAUUAGAUCUUAUCGAUACUAUUGAUUGUAAUAAUAUUAUACAGAAUGCUGCCAAUUUUUUUAAUGAAAGCUGUGCACCAAAUGCAUUGCUUGAUAAAAAUAAUCCAAUCGGUACGAAUCCACAGAAAAUCUGUCAACUUUGUGAAUCGAAAAAAUGUUCGGGCAAUGAUUUUUAUGCAAAUUUUGAAGGUGCCUUUAAUUGUCUACGUAGUAAAGGUGAUGUUGCAUUCGUGAAACAUACAAUUGUCGACCAAUUAUCUAAAAUUCAUCGUAUUCGACGACAAGAUUAUCAACUUUUAUGUCCAAAUGGUGAUCGUACAUCGGUGGAAAAUUAUCUAAAUUGUAAUUGGGGUUUUGUACCACCACAUGCUAUUCUAGUAUCAUCGGUAAUAUUACCCGAAACUAGAGAUAAAAUUCAACAAUUCCUAUUGGAUUCAUCAAGAAUAUUUUCUUUAAAUAGAAUGGAUCCAAUGUCACGACAAACUCCAUCAUCAUUCAAUUUAUUCGAUUCAUUUAAAUAUAAUGGAAUGGAUUUUAUUUUUUCCGAUGAAACAAUAUCAUUAGCACCUGUUGAUCGUUAUCGACAAACAUUUCGUGGUUAUUUUAGUCUAUUCAAUCCAUUUGUUGAUAUUGAAAAUUUAUUUGGAAAAUUAAGAAAAUGUAAUGUACCGAAUGCAAAACUUUGUGUUGUUUCGGAAGAAGAAUGGAAAAAAUGUAAUAAUAUGAAAUCGGCAUUCCGUACGAAUAUGUUACAACCACAAUUAUUAUGUGUACAAGGUUUGAAUACAAUUGAUUGUAUGCAAAAAAUUCAACAAGGCCAGGCUGAUCUCACUGUUCUGGAUGCUGCCGAUAUUUAUAUGGCUGGACAACAAUAUAAUUUAGAACCAAUAAUGGCCGAACAAAAUAAUCUAAAUGAUAGUUAUUAUUCAGUAGCAAUAGCUAAAAAAGCUGAUCUUGAAACUGAUUUACUUUAUCUAAAAGGUAAACAAUCAUGUCAUUCUGGUUAUCGAACAGCUGCCGGUUGGAUAAUACCGAUGGCAUUUUUAUUAUCCAAUUCACGAAUGCGUUCAUAUCGUUGUGAUCCGGUAAAAGCAGCAUCACAAUUUUUUUCCAAAUCUUGUAUACCCGGUGUACUGGCACCAGAAUAUUAUCCAUUAAGUAAAUCUGUUUGGCAAUAUAAUAAUCUUUGCAAUCUAUGUCAUGGUAAUUCAUAUCGUUUUUGUCGUCGUGAUUCAUCCGAACCAUUUUAUGGUGAUAAUGGUGCAUUUCAAUGUUUAGUUGAAGGUGGUGGUGAUGUUGCAUUUGCUAAACAUACAGUUAUUUUCGAAAAUACUAAUGGUAUUAAUCCAGAAUAUUGGGCACGUAAUAAAUAUCUUGAUGAUUUUGAAUUGUUAUGUCGUGAUGGAUCACGUGCCGAAGUACAAGAUUAUAACCGUUGUAAUCUUGGACAAGUUUCAACUAAUGCAAUUGUUACAAAUAAAUUUAAACCAUAUUAUCAAAAAGAAGCUUAUAUUACAUUAUUUAUUUAUGCUCAACAAUUUUAUGGUUCAAAAUAUUCAAAUGAAUUUACAUUUAAAAUGUUUGUAUCCGGACCAAAAUAUAAAAAUCUUAUAUUUCAAGAUUCAACUGUAAAAUUAAAAACCGUUUCAGAUGAUCGUCGUGAUUAUCGUAAAUAUCUUGGACAUGAAUUUAUGACUGCAAUGUCGAUUGUUGAAUGUCAAAGUAGAAAUCAUGUCCAAUCAUUAAUGACCAAAUCAUUUUAUCUAAAUAAUUUUUAUUCAUAUUUUUCAUUAUUAUUUAUUACAAUCAUUUUUCAUACAAUAUUUUUUCUUAUUUACAAUUACUGA